CGCCAACUCUUUUAUGAUUGUUUUGGAUCACUUCGUGUCGUAUGAUGGUCCUCAUCUUUUCAGUUGUGUGUGUGCACUGAGUCUCCUCUUUUAGGCGUUCUGGUUUAAAAUGUUGACUAAAAGUUGAGGGGUGGGGGGUUGGCGGUCAAAACACUGCAAAAGUGUUCGUUCAGGAGAGGAUAGUUUACGGUAUGCUCGGAAAGGACAGCACUUACCGAGAGCUGAACGAUGACGAUGACCACAGCGAAGAAUUGCAGUCACCAGACUUUUUCCACGAUGUCGUGGAAAAGGACGGCGAGGAGCGCAACGAGAGCGUUUUGCCAGAGGACGACUCUCGGGGCAGCACGGCGUCCGUGCGGGUAAGCAAGGCAUGCCUGAAGAACGUGUUCACGGUGGCGCUCAUCUUCAUCUACCUGCUGCUGACGACAGUGGCCGCCUUCCUGGCCUACCAGACCAUCUCCGACUUCCUGGAGAAGCUCAACCAUCCCGUCAUGUCGGUCACCUACAAGGAGGUGGACGCCUUCUCCCCACCCGGUAUCGCUUUGUAUCCCGGCCACGCCCGGCUGCUGAGCUGCCGGCACCACUACCACGACGACAUCCCCCCAUUGGUGGACCCCGGGAAGCCUCAAGAGGGCGACUGCGUCAUCAAGGAGGUGACCUACUACGGGCCCUUCGCCAACGGAACGCAGAAGAAGGCGCUGGUGGUGCGAGGACCUUCGGACAUCCGCAGUAAGGAGUUGAUCUUUAUGCAGUUCAUUCAGAACAAAACGGAGGAGGACUUUAGCGCAAUCCCGUACAUGCUGUUCGCCAAGUUCAGUGAUCUGGAUCACAGUUUAAAUAAAUCUGAGUUCAUGAGGGACUGUGAGAGGAACUACUCCACGUGGACCUUCUCCGGUGGCUUCCGUACGUGGGUCAAGAUGUCCCUGGUUAGGACAUCAGGAAAAAGCAACCAAUCGGUGCAAUUUCGCCAAGAGUCCACUCUGGUAAAAUUCAAUGACAAGCGGCCCGAACCAGAGAGGGGCAACCAGCUUUUCUUCGCCGUCUUUGAGUGGCGGGAUCCCUUUAUGCAAGAAAUCCGACUGAUCGUGACGGCAAACCCGUGGUCGUCGGCUGCCAUUCUCUGCGGCGUCUUCAUGGCUCUCUUCAAGGCGGCCAACUUUGCCAAGCUGACCGUCCAGUGGAUCAUCAGAAUGCGCAAGCGCCAUCUGAGGAACAGGGCCCGCCAACUUGGCACAUAAACUCAACACUAGGGACGUUGAUCAAAAGAACUUUUAACAUCCAUCCAUUUUUUCUGAGCCGCUUCUCCUCACUAGGGUCGCGGGCGUGCUGGAGCUUAUCCCAGCUAUCAUCGGGCAGGAGGCGGGGCACACCCUGAACCGGUUGCCAGCCAAUCGCAGGGCACAUACAAACAAACAACCAUUUGCACUCACAUUCACACCUGCCGCUGAACUUUUAACAUUUAAAAAAAAUAAAAGUGCAGCCCGGUCUGCACAUCACCGAAAUGUUCCGUUGCGCUCGAGAGGAGCGGUUCUUGUGGUCCUUGUGACAUUUCUAAACAAGAUGCAUUUCAUCUCUCGUUACAUAAUUUUGUCCUGGGCGGUAAGUAGAAACAAAUGGACCUUUGUGUGGCCUGUCUAUUAUCCUCACAAUCAAACAUUUCAGAUCCGACUUGUUUCAUAAACCUUCCUGCGAAUGCGUCCCGUGCACAUAAAUGAACAAUUACACUCAAAAUGUUUUUGUAUUUUCUUUCACAAUUCUAACUGUAUGUGUAGAGCUCAUGUCAAUGUCCAACCUGUUGAAUUAAUGUGUUGCUGAUUAUUUUUCAUCUGCUUAUUUAAAAAAAAAAAAAAAAAAAAAUCCAUGUGUCCCAAAUACUCAUCACCAAUUGUCAUCUUUAUAUGGCUAACAGGGAAUUAUUCGCAUUUCUAAAUUUUUUAUUCUGGUGAUCUGCAGAUGAGUUUUGUAGUGUUGAAGCCUUAAAGUCCUGCUGUUGUGUCUAAUUGCAUCAAAGUGACUUGAAUUUAUGUUCGUGUGUGCUUCGUAGCUCAUGUUUUGUGAAUUAUGUGUGGAUAAAAUAUUUUCAUGCCUAAACUUCA
Molecule: messenger RNA, 2096 nt
Organism: Phyllopteryx taeniolatus (common seadragon)
Lineage: Eukaryota; Metazoa; Chordata; Actinopteri; Syngnathiformes; Syngnathidae
Gene: pacc1
Product: proton activated chloride channel 1
Exons: 8
Coding region: 192-1238 (348 amino acids)
Source: RefSeq, a predicted model, not a curated record